Molecule: messenger RNA, 516 nt
Organism: Strongylus vulgaris
Lineage: Eukaryota; Metazoa; Nematoda; Chromadorea; Rhabditida; Strongylidae
Source: the annotation of a GenBank genome assembly
AUGGAACUUAAAUGUGCAGCCAGCUACAAAGGACAAAACGAUUGCGUCUAUGACACGAAAAACAACACUGAUGCUGCAGAGACGACAACUUCCGUUGCAGAUGUGACCACGGAAAGAUCCAUUACUACGUCAAAUGCAGAUCAGCUAACGGAGGGUCACACUUCGUCAGAAAUUACGGAGGUUCCAGUAACAUCGGAUGAAGACGACAUGAUAGAUUCGGAAGAAGUUUUCAAUACAAAUUCUCAAGAAGAACCAGAGACGACAGCGAUUCCGGAGAGGGACACUACUACAACAGCAGCUACAACUACUGUGCACGAACCAUAUAAAGCCCCAGUACCAUGGUGGGCUGCCGUUGCGGUGGGAUUCGUUGUUUCAGUGAUUGUUGCUUGGGCUGUCGUGAUUCUGCUACGAAAAAAGAAGCUACGAGAAGCUGAAGCUGCGAACAGAAGAUCGGUUGAUAAAGAGGCGGCUGUUGCUGAUCCACUGUUGAAACCAUCAGAAGUGACGGAUCAUUAG